Molecule: messenger RNA, 2055 nt
Organism: Cucumis sativus (cucumber)
Lineage: Eukaryota; Viridiplantae; Streptophyta; Magnoliopsida; Cucurbitales; Cucurbitaceae
Product: mitogen-activated protein kinase homolog NTF3
Exons: 3
Coding region: 551-1711 (386 amino acids)
Biological process (GO): protein phosphorylation; intracellular signal transduction
Cellular component (GO): nucleus; cytoplasm
Molecular function (GO): MAP kinase activity; ATP binding
Source: RefSeq, a predicted model, not a curated record
AAAUCCACAAAUCAUUGAUUAUAUUACAUACCCAAAUUGCAAAUUUACCGAAGGUGGAAUCAAAAGCUGCGCGCGUGAGCUUGUAAUUGCCUCAGGAGGAAGCUGAAACUUCAAACCGAAUCUCCUUCCCAUCGCAUGGGGAUCAAUUUUGUUUUGAAUUCCCAUAAGAAAAUCAUUUUGAGUUCUCGUUGACUGCGACUCAUUUCGAAGCCCCAUCUAGUUGCCAAGAAAUUUCCACUUCCACACUCUCAAUUCACUCGAUUCCACGCUUUUCAGCUUCCAAUUCGAGCUGGGGUUCUGUUAAUUUUGGGGUUUUUCUUCCUUUCCCCAUCUGGGGUUUCUCUGUUCCUUCUGAUUCUAUCAUGGAAUCUACUGAUUUCCACUUUCUUCAAGGUUUUGGAGGCUAAUUUUGAGCUGGGUAAUUUUGUUUCAUGUCUGGAGUUUGUGUGGUUGGGAAUUUGAGAAAGCGAUGUAGCAGGGAACUGAGGACGAGGACUUGACUGAGCUUUUUCUUGAAAUUUGCCCGUUUAAGAACAAGUGGUGAUUGGGAAUGGCGACCCCUGUUGAGCCUCCAAAUGGGGUUAGAUCUCAAGGAAAACAUUACUAUUCAAUGUGGCAGACAUUGUUCGAGAUUGAUACUAAAUAUGUACCUAUCAAGCCUAUUGGUCGAGGGGCAUACGGUAUUGUGUGUUCUUCUGUGAAUAGGGAAACAAAUGAGAAAGUUGCAAUAAAGAGAAUACAUAAUGCGUUUGAGAAUCGUAUCGAUGCACUCCGGACUUUGCGGGAACUGAAGCUCCUUAGGCAUCUUCGCCACGAAAACGUCAUAUGUUUGAAAGAUGUGAUGAUGCCUAUCCAUAGGAGAAGUUUCAAAGAUGUCUAUUUGGUUUAUGAACUGAUGGAUACUGAUCUGCAUCAGAUUAUUAAAUCUUCUCAAACUCUUACCAAUGACCAUUGCCAAUAUUUCCUCUUUCAGUUGCUCCGAGGCCUAAAGUAUCUGCAUUCUGCAAACAUUCUACAUCGGGACUUGAAGCCGGGGAACCUUCUUGUCAAUGCAAAUUGUGAUCUUAAGAUAUGUGAUUUUGGUUUAGCACGUACAAGCAAUGGGAAGAAUCAAUUUAUGACUGAGUAUGUCGUAACUCGCUGGUAUCGAGCCCCAGAACUGCUGCUCUGCUGUGAGAAUUACGGGACGUCAAUUGAUGUGUGGUCUGUAGGAUGCAUCUUUGCUGAGCUUCUCGGUAGGAAACCUAUCUUCCCUGGUACAGAAUGUUUGAAUCAACUCAAAUUGAUAAUUAACCUACUGGGAAGCCAGAGAGAGGAAGAUCUUGAGUUCAUAGACAAUCCAAAGGCAAGGAGGUAUAUAAAAUCCCUUCCAUACUCUCCUGGAGCUCCUCUUUCCCGUCUUUAUCCGAGCGCUCAUCCUCUCGCAAUUGAUCUGCUACAAAAGAUGCUUGUCUUUGACCCAUCAAAGAGGAUUAGUGUAACUGAGGCAUUACAGCAUCCUUAUAUGUCCCCACUGUAUGAUCCAAACAGCAAUCCUCCAGCUCAGGUGCCAAUCGAUCUUGAGAUAGAUGAGGAACUUGGAGAAGAAAUGAUACGAGAGAUGAUGUGGAAAGAAAUGCUUCAUUACCACCCCGAAGACCUGGAAGAACACGCAGAAAUGACACGUUUCCACCCCGAACCUACUACAAGUAGUGCCGCAGUGUAUUCUUAACGAUAAAUCUUGUUAUCAAUCCAGCUUAGAAGCUUUGGAUUGUGAUGAUGGUGACAAACGUCGAGUUCCUUCCUACAUCAAAUAGCUCGUUAAUCAUCUAGUAACUUCGUUCCAUUGCCCCUCCCUGCCCUCGUCGCACUGGGGAAGAAUGGUGGUCAUGUAAUAAUGAAAAAUGUUGAAACAAAGCAUGCAUUAGAGGGCUUUUUUUUUCUACUAUAAGCAUGUUUGUCUGUUUGGUAUUCCAGAAACCUUUGUUUGGCUGUUCUUGUUUGUUCUUGUAAAUAGUUUGGUUUGGAUUAUGGAACCUGUUUCUCUUUUUAAAUUAGAAUGUUUCUUAGAUCCUA